CUUCUAUACUAAUUUAUAAAUAUAAAUCGUAAAAACUUAUUCAGUUUUCAAAUACAAGUGAAAUGACGGAAAAGUAUUCGUUAGAGUUGUUACGCGUGGUUGCAGCACAAAUUUCUCAAACAAUUGGAUACAGUAGCACGCAAAGUGCUCCGCUGGAAUUAUUACAAGACAUUUUAAAGCGUUUUAUUGAAGAGCUUGCACGUGAUCUACACAGUCAAGUUGAACAUGCUAAUCGAGUUGAGCCCACUCUUAAGGAUACACAACUCAGCUUACAAAAUCUUAAAAUAAAUAUUCAUGAUGUUUUAAAUUAUAUCAGCAAUGUGGAACCAGUCGCAUUUGUUCGAGAAAUACCAUCUUACCCAGUGGUCAGAAAAAAUUCAAGUAUGAACUUUCUCAAACCUGGAAGUGUCGAGACUUUGAGCCGUCCUGUUCAUAUAUUUGAGUAUCUGCCACCAAUGUAUCCAACAGAAACCAAUCUGCUCACUUCAUCAAAAUGUUCAAAUCAAACUGAACACUCUUUGUUGACAAAUUUAAGAGGAGAGGCCAUGUUAGAUACUGACAACGAGAUCAAAACUGGAACCAUAGCAUCUCUGCCAAAAUGGAACAAUCAUACUGAAUUGCCCAUGACAUCAGGAGAUAUGAGUAUGGAAGGCCACAUAGUACGUGAAAUUAGUAGCGUUGUUAUGACAACUGGUGGUUUUAUUUCACCCGCAAUUGAGGGGAAGCUUCCUGAUGCAUUUGUACCUGAUAUUAUUGACAAAUUUAAAGGACUAAACGCCCCGGUUUGUUCCCCUCAACUUGAAUCCCAGCCAAUCAAUGGCACUUUUCACAGUGAUCUUAUUACAUCGAAAAGGGUAGGGUCCAUGAAGUCGGAGCCACGUUCACCAGGGCUCUACGAAUCAGUAUCGCGUAAUGAAAAAAUAUGCAAUGUCAACAUUGAUAACAGCGUAACAGCUGUAUCUAUGGAGAUAUUGUCGAACAAAGGUUCGAAAAAAAACAAAAAGAAACAUUUUCUUGGUAAACGUGUUAACGAUCAAUCCGAUCCAAGUGCAAAGACACAGGAAAAAGCUCAAAGAAAAGCCUUGAAAAUGUAUCAAAAGCUUUCAAAGAAUCAGACGGAAGGACUUAAAAAGUCGCUUAAGCAUGUGAAUCGUGAUUUAUUAAUUUCCCUACCGGAGGGAUCCACUGAGCGACUUCAACUUGAAAAAAUGAUUAAGAAACAAGCAAAGCAACGACAAAGACAUUUAAAGAACAAAAAACAACAACCUAAAAUGGAGCCGACAAUAAAACUCGUAGCAGACAAUAAUUCAUUGGAACUUAGCUCAAUUUCCUCGUUUCCAGUUCAUAAAAAUGAGUCGUUGUCACAAUCUCUGCCCGUUCAAGUAGAAAAUGUAACUGGUGCUAAAAUAUGUAACAUAAACACUCUUCGAUCAGCAGAGAGCACUGGAAGUUUACUUAUUGCGCUCUCAUCAGAAUUGGUUCCAUUAGCAAUGAUUGAUGAAAAAGAUGGUACUGAUGACCUACGUUCAGAUGAAAUAAAACUGGCAAGCGAACCAGAUCGCAUCAAAUUAAACAUUUUUAAGAAAAUUUCAAAACAAAAGACUCCAAAAGAGCAAUCCCCCAUUCCAACUUCAGCAUUAAAUCUAUCUGCAAAUGUAUUGUUUGGAUGUGACCAGGUGGGUCAUGUUUCUUCGCUAAUUAAUCUACCAUCUGGAACUACAAUCACUCCAACACCAUUUUCAAGUGUCACGGAGGAAAGUUCAAAUAUUUCUUUACCCAGGACUAAUUUAGGCAUGGUUACCGUGGACACAAUGCCUUACGAAAAUCAUCAAACGUUUUCAGCUGCCCUAUUAGCUUCAGGUAAUCAAUUAAUAACCGAGGAAAACAAACCGAAAAAGCGUGGGCGAAAGCCAGGAGGAAAAAAUCAACCAAAACAUGCAUUAGUUGCUAAUGCGUCAUCUUCUAUUAUAAACACAUCACCGUCAUCAUUGAAGAAAAUUAAAUCCAGUAAGCUGAAUACAACUCAAUUAACGAUUGCACAAACGAAUGUUAAUCUGAGUUUUACCAAAAAUGUAAUAUCCAUGGAACCGCUUAAUUUGACUAACAUGGAUGAACUCAAAAUAAUUAAUAAUUUUCAAUUUGGCGACAACGAUGGUGAAAUUGGAAUGAAAGCCAAAGAAAAAAAAGAUAAAAAAAGAACUAAGCUCAAGCACAGCGGUGGUAGCAUCUGGAAAGAGCCUGUUCAGCGGUUCUCAUCAAACCCAAAAGAUUUCAAUGAAAAAUCCUCGCUGAUAAAUUCAGAUGAUGUUGUGCAAUCGAAAUCAGCAACUCCAGAAACUUUAGUUGUGACAAGAAACUUACAAAUAUCACCUGAAAAAAUACGAAAAUCACGUGAUUCUAAAAACUCACCAAUUGGCGCUAAUCCACCUUUGGACAACAACGUGUCUAGUUCCGCAAAAAUGUACCCGACUAAUCAGUCAACUAUGUUGCCAAUGCUACCACUACUUCACUUUCCCCCUAGACCAGGACUCAUUCCAUCUGGACCAGGAAUAUUCCCAUCAAGUCUAACAUCUACAAUUGUGCCACAUACCUUCAUGGCCUUUCCACCUGCGGCGGAAAUUCAAUCUUCUCUCAACCCCCUGCCAUUGCCAGCGAGCGCGGAUAAACUUGAAGAUAAAAAAUUAGAAGAACAGUUAACUCUAUCAAUGUCGGAUCGGAAUUACUGCAAUGUCGCCCCGCUAGUACCCGAUUCAAUGAAAAUACCAAGUGAAAAAAAUGAGACAGCCAAAGAUUUUUCUAAAAAUAUUACAAAAGAAAAUAGCGAUUUUUCAAUCGCAUCGAAUCUUAUUCCCGAGAAUAGAGGUAAAUUAUACAUUGAUUCAUCUAGAAAUAAAGCAUCAGCUAUUGGUAGUGGAAGUCUUGGUGACCCAAUUGAAGUUUCAGACGAUUCAAGUGAUGAAACAAUGACUAGAAACCAGAAUUUUGGAAAUAUGCCCUGCGUUACUAGUCUUAAGCAAAGCCUAAGUCAUUCUCAGGCUCAAUACAUUGAGACUAGUACACAUCAGCAAGGAGUACCACCAAAUAGCAAUACCAGCCCAAGCUUAAGUCAACAGUCGGUCAUGACAGAUUCAAAUUAUUUGAAGAAGAUGAAAAAGACAAUAAAAGCGUUUGGUAAAUCAGAUAAUAAUAAUAUCGGAACAGCCAUGACCUCAGCAUCAACACCUUCACACACAUUUAAUGUGAACUUUUUGGGAAACGACAAAUUUAGCUUAGCAGGUGGUGCGGAUCUUAUUCCACUUUCCCGAGUGGAUAGCGGAUUGGCGUAUUCAUUACAGACUGUACCAGCUAGUAGUCUUACCGCGGGUGCAACAUCUGGCUCCAUUGACUUACCAUCCCCCAAUACUAAAACACUUGAUGAUUCGUCAUUUUCGUCCAGCAUUAUUGGAACAACAAGUUAUGAUGAUAUCACAAUAAUUCCUACUAAUAACAUGAAUUUAGGUGAAUUGAAAAUGAAAAAGAUGCACAAGAAGCUUAAAAAACCUAAAGGGAACAAGAUAAAAAAAAAGAAGGAUAAAAAGGAUAAAUCCAAAUAUAAGGAUAAACUAGAUGAAAAGCACCUGCUCAAAAUAAAUAAAUCUAAAGCACAGGAAAAGAAACUUAAAAAGGAUAAAAAAAAGGAAAAGCAGUUCACAACAAACAUUGGAUUGCAUCCGAAUUUGAACAUAAAUCCUAGUGCUGGUCUCGAAUCGAAUGUAAACCUGGGUACUACUGAAAAUUCUUCCGCGGAACCUAUACAACAGGCGACAACCAGUGUUGCACCUUUGAUCGAACAUACAUCAACUACUCAAGUGCCAAAACUUACACUCAAACUUUCUGGAAAAUCGACUCCUACUCCUCCUGCGACAUCUUCUAUGACGUCUACGCCUGCAUCUUCAUCACUCAUCACUGAACAUGAUUUAUCAACAACAAUAACAGGACACGUGCCAGGAUUAAUUCGACGAGGCAACAGAGAAAAUUCGCCAGAAUUGGCGAGAUUCUCACCACUAGUUACUGGACCACCAAAACCAAAACAAUGUGAAUUACAAGCAACUACAGUAUCUACAUCUGUACCUGUCACUGUACGUUCGCCGAACUCAUUAUCAGUCGGUAGCUCCAAUCAGGUAAUGCUUAAGCAUACACUUGGAUCUACUGCGACUGGUUGGAUGUUAGGUUCAACAGCGUCUACUACAGCCUCCUCUACACUCUCAGCCAGUUCUGUUUUGUUGCCACAGCAAUUGCUCCAAGUUGCAACUAAUUCUCAGCUUGUCUCGCCAUCAUUAAUACCGUCAACGAGCAGUUCCUGCCUUAGGCCACCCAUAUCUGAUAGUUCGCCGACGGAACUAGAUCGACCAUCUUCUUAUGUAGAUGCCGAAGGAUACAGAAUAUGGAUUUGUCCAGCGUGUGGAAAAGUGGACGACGGAUCAGCAAUGAUUGGUUGUGACGGUUGCGAUGCUUGGUACCAUUGGAUCUGUGUUGGAAUUGUGGUUGCACCAAGUGACAACGAAGACUGGUUCUGUCGUGUGUGCGUGUCUAAAAAGAAAACACAAGGAUUGGAAAAAAAGCGCAGACGAAACAAAAAGAGAUAAUCAUAUGUUAACGUUAUUUAAUUAGAAAUAGUGGGCCAGCAAAUAUAAUACGUGUAUCGUUUUGUAAAAAUUAGCAUCCUAACUAAUAAACAGUUAAAGCUAUAUAUAAAAUAAGCGAUGCUAAAAUUAGGAAAAGCAUUUUAAAGCACUUUGACUAGGGAGCCGCAGCUAGCAUAAACGCACUCACAUACGCCAAUAUCAACUUAACAGUUAAUAUGUCACGGCAGGUUGUUUCUACAGUGCCACCUUGCAGAACCGUUUUAGCAUCGACGAUUUCACGCUCUACUCUGAAAAAAAAUGUAUCUUCCAGAUCUACUUUUACCAUUAUUACAAAAAACGAACAAGGAGAAGGAGUAAUCUGCAACCCAAUAAGUAUAUUCUUGAUCAGUUGAUGUUCACAUAUCCAAAAUUAUAAUUUUGGAAAUGUUUUCUGUUAUUUCAUUGUGCUUAUAUUAUUAUCAAUAUGCAUACCAAAUUAUGUGUCCUUAUACUUGUAGUUUCAGAUAUCUUUUUAUUCAUACAUAUAAACAGGACAAACUGGCUUAGUCGAGUCAAUUUUCCCUGCUGAUCAAGAAUAAGUUUAAUUUUUAGAGGCGGAAAUUUCUUUGAACACCCACAGUUGAAAUAUAGUUCAUAGUGUAGAUAUAACAACCAAA
Drosophila busckii is the source of this 5281-nucleotide messenger RNA. RefSeq lists its product as uncharacterized. NCBI's taxonomy places the organism in Eukaryota, Metazoa, Arthropoda, Insecta, Diptera, Drosophilidae. The transcript is spliced from 8 exons. The record is from RefSeq and is a predicted model, not a curated record. Gene Ontology annotation, cellular component: transcription factor TFIID complex. Gene Ontology annotation, molecular function: protein heterodimerization activity. Bases 63 to 4625 code for a protein of 1520 amino acids.